AUGAGCUUCCCUCAUUCUCUCUUUGAUCGGUUCGGUGUGUCUCCACCUGCUGAACUGGAGGACCACAGCAUCUCUCAGUACUCGGACUCUUUGUCCAGCUCCGUCCCGUUCCUGUUUUAUCCCCCCACCAUGGACCCUGCAGCCUUCGGCUUCUAUAAGGGCCCUCUGAGGGGCCCCGGGAUCCUGCCCUACCUGGCCCCCUUCCACCAUGGACACUUCAGCGUGUAUGAGUGUCCAUUUGAGCCGGCAUUCAUCCAGAAGCGGAACGAGCGUGAGCGUCAGCGCGUUAAGUGUGUCAACCAGGGCUACGCCAAGCUGCGGGACCACCUGCCGGGUCGCAGUGACGACAAGAGGCUCAGCAAGGUGGAGACGCUGCGAGCCGCCAUCAGGUACAUCAAAUACCUGCAGGGGCUGGUGGAGGACGAUGACCACGAGGGGGCGGAGUCACCGGUGAACACACCUCCUGGUCCAGAGAAAGCGCGUGGGACGUGUUGA
Nematolebias whitei (Rio pearlfish) is the source of this 495-nucleotide messenger RNA. RefSeq names its product achaete-scute homolog 5-like. Gene Ontology annotation, molecular function: protein dimerization activity; DNA-binding transcription factor activity, RNA polymerase II-specific; RNA polymerase II transcription regulatory region sequence-specific DNA binding. The record is from RefSeq and is a predicted model, not a curated record. Gene Ontology annotation, biological process: developmental process; regulation of transcription by RNA polymerase II. Lineage: Eukaryota; Metazoa; Chordata; Actinopteri; Cyprinodontiformes; Rivulidae. The transcript has a single exon. Bases 1 to 495 code for a protein of 164 amino acids.